Messenger RNA from Parnassius mnemosyne (clouded apollo), 1956 nucleotides. The record is from the annotation of a GenBank genome assembly. Lineage: Eukaryota; Metazoa; Arthropoda; Insecta; Lepidoptera; Papilionidae.
AUGGACCCCGUACUAGAAGAAAUUAACAGGAUUUAUUAUGAUCCAUCUAAUCCCGCUGGUUUUGGUAGUAUUGAUAAAUUAUCAAAAGCCAUGAAGGGUAAAAUGAAUAAAAAGCAAGUAAAGGAAUGGUUAAAAUCACAAGAAACAUACACAUUACAUAAACCCAUUCGAAAAAAAUUCCCGAGUAAUAGGUACAUUCUAUCAAAUAUUAAUGAACUGUGGCAAGCUGAUUUAAGUGAUAUGCGAACUUAUUCUCAAUAUAAUGAUGGUUUCAAGUAUAUACUUUGUAUUAUUGAUAUAUUUAGUAAAUAUGCUUUUGCAAGACCAAUGAAAAAGAAAAACUCAGAAACAACUAAAGAAUGUUUUGAAAGUAUAUUUACUGAAAGUAAUUUAACACCUACUCACAUACAAUCCGAUAAAGGUACAGAAUUUGUUUCAAAAGAUGUACAAAAAUACUUUAAAUCCAAAAAGAUUAAUUACUAUACCACUAACAAUCCUGACAUUAAGGCUAGGGGGUUAUUCAGAUCAGUUUUACCUUUACUUUCAAGUGGUGCUCGAGUGAUUGGUAAGGAGGCAUUAAGCGCUGGAGUAGGACUUUUAUCGGAUAUGGUUCAAGCCCGUCCUAUGGAAGCGUCAAUAAAAGAUCGUCUAAAGCAAGUUAGUACGAAUUUAAAACGAAAGGCUGAUGAGAAAAUUGAUCAAUUUAACAUGACUGGAUCUGGCAUUGAAAAUGGAUUGUGGAUUCAUUAUAAACCAAUUUCAUCUCUUGGUGAUGGUGGACCUAUCGAGUUUCAAGUUCCUGGGACCGGCGAUGACUACAUAGAUUUGUCUCAUACAUUACUCCACAUAAAGGCAAAAGUAUUAAAUCAAGAUUCAACUAACUUGGUAUCUACUACAAUAGUAGCACCUGUAAAUAAUUGGCUGCAUUCACUUUUUAGUCAACUUGAUGUUUAUUUAAACCAAAAACUUGUAUCACCACCUAAUAAUACCUAUGCAUAUCGAGCAUACAUGGAAACCCUUUUAAACUAUGCCCCUGCUGCUAAACAAUCUCAUCUUACUUGUAGUCUUUGGUAUGAGGAUACAGCAGGAAAAAUGGAUUCUACAGAUGGUAAAAACAUAGGAUUUGUUAAAAGACAGGAAUUGAUUAGUGAAAGUAAGGAAAUAGAAAUGAUUGGUCAUCUUCACGGUGACAUUUUUAACCAAGAUAAAUUUUUAAUUAAUGGUGUUGAAAUGAGUGUUAAAUUGGUUCGAUCAAGAGAGAGUUUUAAUUUAAUUGUUGGGUCAAACGAUGUAAAGUUUAAAGUUUGCAUUACGGACGCAACUCUUAUUGUUCGACGAGCACGAAUUAAUCCAAGUGUAUUACUCGCACAUCCAAAAGUUUUAGCUUCUACCACUGCUAAAUAUCCUAUUACUCGAGCUGAAGUAAAAGUUUUAACAAUUCCUUCGGGUGUUCAAGGAAAAACUCUUGAUAAUAUAUUUUUAGGACAGGUACCGAAAAGAUGUAUAAUUGGAUUUGUGAACAAUUCUGCAUUUAAUGGUUCCCUUACUAAAAAUCCAUUUAACUUUGAAAACUAUGGUAUUAAUUCUUUCAGCUUAUAUAUUGAUGGUCAACAAAUACCUUCAAAAGCUUUGCAACCAUCUUUUAAUAAUAGCAUAUUUACAUCAGCAUAUCAUACUCUAUUCUUGGGAACUGGUAUUCACUUUCUUAAUGAAGGAAAUGGAAUCUCUUGUGAACAGUAUGGCAAAGGUUACUGUCUAUUAGCAUUUGACUUAACUCCUGAUUUAUCAGCUAACUCAUCAACUCAUUGGAAUCUCAUAAAGCAUGGUAGUGUAAGAAUAGAAGUACGAUUUGAAUCCUCAUUAAUACAAACAAUUAACUGUAUAGUUUAUGCUGAGUUUGAUAAUAUUAUUGAGAUAGAUAAAAACAGAAAUGUUACUGUAGACUAUAGUAGUUAA